This is a messenger RNA of Manis pentadactyla (Chinese pangolin), 3417 nucleotides long. It is a transcript of the gene KLF14, whose product is annotated as KLF transcription factor 14. NCBI's taxonomy places the organism in Eukaryota, Metazoa, Chordata, Mammalia, Pholidota, Manidae. Bases 133 to 1116 code for a protein of 327 amino acids. Gene Ontology annotation, molecular function: RNA polymerase II cis-regulatory region sequence-specific DNA binding; DNA-binding transcription factor activity, RNA polymerase II-specific. The record is from RefSeq and is a predicted model, not a curated record. Gene Ontology annotation, biological process: regulation of transcription by RNA polymerase II. The transcript has a single exon.
GCGGCGGCGGGCGGCGCGCGCCGGGCCUCCUGCUUCUCGCUCCGAGGCUGCGGGACGGACCCUCCCGAGAAGUCUCUCGCCCGCGGCCGGCCGCGCUCGGACGGCGCCCGCCGGCGGCCGGGCGGUGCCAGCAUGUCGGCGGCCGUGGCGUGCCUGGACUACUUCGCCGCCGAGUGCUUGGUGUCCAUGUCCGCGGGCGCUGUGCUUCACCGCCGCCCGCUGGACCCCGAGGGCGCGGGCGGAGCCGCUGGCUCGGAGGUGGGUGCGGCGCCGCCGGAGUCCGCUCUGCCGGGUCCAGGGCCCCCGGGGCCCGCGUCCGUCCCCCGGCUCCCCCAGGUCCCCGCCCCCAGCCCCGGCGCGGGCGGCGCCGCGCCCCACCUGCUGGCUGCAAGCGUCUUGGCUGACUUGCGCGGCGACUGCGGGGAGGGCUUCGGGGAGGACUCGGGGGAAGCUCCGCGCGCCUCGUCCGGCUUCUCCGACCCGACGCGGGGCUUCGGCUCGACCCUGUGCUCAGAGCCGGCCCUGGCCUCUGGCGCGGUGGAAGUCUCCUGGUCCACGCACUCCUCCGACGCCCUUCGGGUGCCAGGCGCGCCUGCUAUCCCGGGAGUGCCUGCGGCCCCCGGCGGGGUCUCUGGCGUGGCCCCUGGUGUGGGUCCCGCCCCCGCCACAGGUACUGUCGCCCGUCGGAGGCCAGUUACACCUGCAGCCAAGCGCCAUCGCUGCCCCUUCCCGGGCUGCAACAAAGCCUAUUACAAGUCGUCGCAUCUCAAGUCCCACCAGCGCACCCACACGGGUGAGCGCCCUUUCUCCUGCGACUGGCUCGACUGCGACAAGAAGUUCACGCGCUCCGACGAGCUGGCCCGUCACUACAGGACGCACACGGGCGAGAAGCGCUUCUCCUGCCCCCUCUGCCCCAAGCAGUUCUCCCGGAGCGACCACCUGACCAAGCAUGCUCGUCGCCACCCAGCCUAUCAUCCCGACAUGAUCGAAUACCGGGGGCGCCGUCGCACUCCCCGCGUCCAGUCGCAACCCACCUGUCUAGUGGACAGCUCCAACUCCGUCACUGGCCAGACGCCCGGCCUCACCACCUGCCUGUCUGACAGUCCGUGCUGUUAGUCGUCCCUUCAAGGACGCUCCCCAGGCUGUUGUCCCUGCCUUCUCUUUGCCCAGCCCUCUUUCCCAGAAUCAUUAGGCCAAGGCACAGACUGGUUCCUUUGCUCUAAGGGUGGAUCCAGGCAGUCACGUUGGACUCUGGGGAGGGAUUGGGGACCCGUAAAUAGCAGGAAUUCUUACAACACGCAUAUCAUCCUAAAAGGGGGAGGGGGGAGGUUGCCUCAAACAUCCCCCAGGAAUUGGUGAGAAGGGAUGAACCCCGGUACUCUCCAGAGUCCUGAAGACUCUCCCUUCCCUGGAACCAGAGAUGUGAAACUGGAAUUCUCAGGUGCCCGAGGAGCUCGCAGUCUCAGAGGACUCUGGUGUCUUACCCACCCACCAGGGCGGACCUUGGAGACAGUGACAGGGGUGGCAGUCUUGGAAAUAUCCAGGUCUGGGAUGGUGAGAGGCCUUUGGAAACAGAAAUGAUUUCUAUUUCUGUGAACAGCAAUGUUUACUAAUUUAUUUUUAGUAUCUUUUAAACAGGGAUCCCAGGUUGAUGGGAGGUUGAUGUCCUCUAUUCCCCAAUUGCCCCAGCUACCUCUGCUAGGAGAGGUCAUGUAAGAGUCCAUGUAGACUGGGAGAUGCUUCUUGGUGUCAGGGGAGUGGUGCAAGGCUGUUUGCAGGUCCUGCUGCAUUGUUUGGAACCCUACACUUGCGUCGUUGCCUUCCUUCCUAUUUGGAUUCCUAUUUGGAGAGGGUAACUUCCUGGCUCACUCUGACAGUGAGAUUGGUUUAAAAAUUUGGAAACAGCCAUAAAAGCAUAAGGAAUAAAAGGGUGGUCCAAGCUAGAUACCCCUUCACCCAGAGGGCAAACCCAAGUGACUUUGGGUGAGAUAAGUCCAAAACAAAACCUUUCAGAACUAUUAUUAAUAUUCAGGGAAAUAAGGACAUGAGGUCCCAGCUGCCCACUCUAAAUAAUCUCAGGUGUGGUAGAUUCUGUUCAUUUCUUAGUGGCUAGCUAGGGGUUUAUUUCCCUCCGGGUCUGUGCAUUUUUGUUUGCAACAGGUGAGUUGGUGGUUUGGGGAGGAGAAGGUGAGAGUGGCUUCUUCUAAAGAGCUGGUUGCCCUGGAUUUCGGGAAGGAACAGGGAAGUGGAAGUUGUUAUCAGAUAGGAGGACCCUUCUCUCCUAACCUUGGAGUCCCUCCAGGUAACACCCUCAGGACCCCUCUCCCCCAGUGCAGAAAUUAUCAACAGUAUUUAUUUAUUUUCUAUAUGUAUCUCUGCUGCUAUGGAUGAAAUCGUCGGCGACUCUGCUUAUGUAUGUGUGAAUUUGUGUAUGUGUGACCCUUUCAUUAGAGAUGGGGCUGACAGGCAUUUCAUGCUCUGGUAAGGUUCCCUCCUGAAUAUCUUGUAAUAGUACAUCAAUCACACUUGUGAAGGGUGCCAUAAUCUCAGAGGACCAUAACAGGUAUCUAGUUAAAUAAACUGCUUUCUUCCAUUUUACAAAUGAGGAUGCUGAAGCCUAGAUAAGCUCAAAAUCACAUGCUGAGUUGCUGGCAAAAGCCAUGACUAGGACUGGAAGCCAUUAUGUAGCCUUCUAAGUGAUCCUUUCCCUCACACUGGUUAUUCCACCUCCUCUCUCUUUGGGCGCUUAGUCAAAGGACACCACUCUCUCUGCCACCAGGAUUCCUUCUCUCCCUGUCCUAUCACUUCUAUGUUUCUUCAAGUGUCCAGUUCCCACUAAACCCUUUGCCUAUUGUGUUUAGCCCCAAAGCAGGUUGAGUCCAUUCCUCCUUCCACACCAUGUAGACUUAGAGUGGGAAUGACUCUUUGGCAUCCUGGGAAAGGUUUUGUAUUUUGACCUGAUCAGAUGAAUUUUCAAUGCCAAUUUUUUGUUGUUGUUUGUUUGCUUCCUGGUCCUGUGCCUUCCAGCAUCCUCAAGAGAGUGAGUGAUACAAACUUGCAUUGGGUCUCUGCUAAGUGCUCCUACACCAAGUGAGGGGAGGGUCCUUAGGAAGGGCCCAAAGGAUAUGGCUUGUGAACCUAAAGAGCUUCGGUGUUUCCUGAUGUGGACUAACCAGGGAAAGUGGAGCUCUCCUUGAGUAGCAUAUUGGAGUCAGAGGCCCCCAGUUGUGGAGGUGGGUUUUAGUGUUGGGAAGACUCCUCCCUUUGGUCCAUUUGUCUCAUCAGCUGGGACUGGAUAGGAAGAACACUCUGGGUCCCCUUGAGAAAUAUGAUUUCACCUUUGUCCUCUUCAGUAGAUCUAUUGGGGAGGUGGACCCAUGAAGCUCACCAUUCUGGAAUUAAGCUCAAAAAAGCUUG